Molecule: messenger RNA, 2980 nt
Organism: Lucilia cuprina (Australian sheep blowfly)
Lineage: Eukaryota; Metazoa; Arthropoda; Insecta; Diptera; Calliphoridae
Gene: GlyT
Product: sodium- and chloride-dependent glycine transporter 1
Exons: 10
Coding region: 581-2839 (752 amino acids)
Biological process (GO): sodium ion transmembrane transport
Cellular component (GO): membrane
Source: RefSeq, a predicted model, not a curated record
UUGCAGUAAAAGGUCAUCAUCACCAUCAACAUAUUGACAACAAUAUUCAGUUUAUUUUUUCAAAUUUUAUAUGCAGCAACAAAAACAACAACUAUAAAAUAAAAAAAAUAUAUAUAUUCGAAUUAAAAAAAAUCCUUCAAUACCUGACAAUGUCAUUGAUCACAACAAUAACUAUCUAUGAUGCUCUUUAUAUGUUAGACAAACAAAAUAUGAAUAGAGAUCCACAUUCAGAAAAAUAACAAAAAAAAUACAAUUCUCGUGAAAUACGCCGUAUGUCAAGUAUUAGUUUUUCAAUUAUCUUCGAAACUACAACAAUUUUAAAAGAACAAUAUAAUUCUUUAAUUAUUUUCUGUUUUAUUUUGUAUCUUAACUGCAAAUAACAAAAAAUUACCUUAAACCUACUUUUUAUAGCAAAAAACAAAUAAAAGAAAGAACAACAAUACAUUCUUAAAAUAACAACACAUAUAAAGUGAAUUUAAGUUUGAUAUGUAAUAUUUGUAUAUACAUAUAACAUUAAAAACAUUGCAGUUAAAGUCCUUUAAGAAUCCAUAAAAUCUUACUUUAAAACUCCUUGAACAACAUGGAUAAGAAAUCAAGUUCAACUUCAAAAUCAAAAACGAAAUCAAAACAGAAAAAACUGAAACCCAAUAAAGAAUCGAGCACUCAAUUGGAUAUUGAUUUGUGGGAGCAAAAUGAAGAUCGUUUUACAUCCAUUGAAUUGCCAGCGGGACAAAAAAUGCCCUAUAAUAAUGCACCACCACCAGCGCCUGCACCGCCCACUCCCAAACCCGCUAAAGUGGACAAACAUACACCCAGCAAGGAGCAACAAUUAACAUCCAUACCAACAGUAGCAACAUUACGUGAUGUUGAUUCGCACGCCGCCCUAAUAACACUCGAUGUUACGGCACAGAGUGAAACCAAUGAACCGGAAAGAGGCAAUUGGACGGGACGUUUUGAUUUCUUACUCUCGCUUUUAGGCUAUUCAGUUGGUUUGGGUAAUGUUUGGCGUUUUCCUUAUUUGUGCUACAAUAAUGGAGGAGGUGCUUUUCUUAUACCAUUUAGCAUAAUGCUGUGUAUUGCUGGUCUUCCGCUUAUGUUUAUGGAAUUAUCAUUUGGCCAAUAUGCCGCCUUAGGUCCCGUUGCCAUCUACCAACGUUUCUGUCCAUUACUUUGUGGAUUAGGCACUGGCAUGAUUAUUGUUUCCGCCAUUGUUAUGCUCUAUUAUAAUCUCAUUAUUGCCUGGACUAUUUUUUAUAUGUUUGCCUCGUUUUGUACCGAGCUGCCGUGGCAAAAUUGUGAAAAGGAGUGGAGUACAGAAAAUUGUUUCUCCUACGAACUGAGUGAUGAAUGUAUUUCUAUUAAUGGUACUUACUAUCUGAGAACCUGUUACAAUGCCACUUAUGCCGAGGAACAUAAUAUAACGGAAAUGGCCUUACAUGCCUUGAAAAAACCGCCAGCAGAAGAAUAUUUUACCAAUUAUGUUCUGGGCUUAUCGUCAGGCAUUGAAGAAACUGGUGGAGUAAAACUUUCCCUAGCCGCUUGUCUACUUUGUGCUUGGGUCAUUGUUUUCUUAUGCCUCUGCAAAGGUGUGCAAUCAUCCGGCAAAGUCGUGUACUUUACAGCUCUCUUCCCCUAUGUGGUCUUAGUUAUAUUAUUUUUUAGAGGUGUAACACUACCGGGUGCCGGUACGGGUAUAUUAUUUUAUCUAACACCCGAUUGGAAGCAAUUAGCUAAUGCCCAGGUCUGGGGUGAUGCAGCAGUACAAAUCUUUUUUGCCUUAAGUCCAGCUUGGGGUGGUUUGAUAACUCUAUCUUCUUACAAUAAAUUUUCCAAUAACUGUUACAAAGAUUCUUUAAUAGUGGCUUUUUGCAAUAUAGCCACCUCUUUCUUUGCCGGUUUGGUUAUAUUUUCCAUAAUUGGCUUUCUGGCUCACGAGCUAGAUGUAGAGGUGAAAAAGGUUGUAGAUCAAGGUGCCGGUUUAGCCUUUAUCGUUUAUCCCGAGGUGGUAACACGCCUGCCAGUAUCACCCGUUUGGUCGGUAUUAUUUUUUGUUAUGCUCUUAACUUUGGGUUUGGACUCACAGUUUGCUUUAAUGGAAACCGUUACAACUGCCAUUUUGGAUAAAUUUCCGAAUUUAAGACAAUAUAAAACUUGGGUUGUGCUUUUUGUGGGUAUUUUUGGUUAUAUAGGUGGCUUGGGUUUUACCACAAAUAGUGGCAUGUAUUGGUUACAACUAAUGGAUAAAUAUGCUGCCAAUUGGUCCGUUUUAUUAAUCGCCAUAUCGGAGUGUGUUUUAAUCGCUUGGAUUUAUGGUUCUCAGCGUUUUUUGAACGAUAUACAAGGUAUGAUUGGUAAACGUUCAAAGGCAUGGAUCUGGUUUUGGUCUAUAAUGUGGCGUUUUAUAACACCGGCCACUUUAUUGUUUAUAUUAUUCUUCAACUGGGUGGAAUACAAACCCGCCACAUAUGGGCCCUACGUUUAUCCCUUAUGGGCCGAUGCUGUAGGCUGGAUUAUUGGUCUAUUACCCGUUCUAGUUAUAUUUUUGGUGGCUUUUAAGCAAAUCUAUAGUGGACCCGCACACUUAGGCAUUAAAGAUCGUAUUGUUUAUUUGCUAAAGCCCACAGAGGAAUGGGGUCCGGCGGGUAGACCCUGUUGUAAUUUAUAUCCAGAACGUUAUCAAAAUGAAAAUAUGCAUAGUUUAAUGGAGGGCAUAACAACAGAGGUAAUACCCUAUGACGAUAAUGCCGAUACUUAUGUAAGAGGUAGUAAUGGUGGUAGUGGUGGUGGUGGUGAUGGCAUUACUGCAGGUGAAACACAAAAAGACAUGAUGCAACUCUGAGAGCGAGUUACUGCAUCUACGUCUACGUUUGCGCCUAUACAAAGCGGUGAUCAUGCUAUUAGCUCUAUUACUACUUCCACUAUAAAUGGCAAGAAUGCGGCAGCAACCGGUGGUGAGGCCAAACUAGAAGCUAAAGGAAAC